CCCAAAUUUAACUGCCUGUUUUUGUUAUGCUUUCACCCUCAAAGGAACAUUACUAUGAUGGCGAGAGUGGUACUGGGUACUUGGCCUGGAGGAUUAAAACCAUUCAGAGAUGCACAGCGAAGGAUAGACGAUCAUCAUUUGGAGAUUCGGGGGAAGGAUCAUCUGGUAAAGACAAGUCUGGAGGACCAACUGUCAGGCGAGAGUCCCAGUUUGUUCCGGAGACUGCCCUGAGUGAGGAUGAGUGCAAAGAAGCCAUCUCACUGAUGAAACAUUGUGCUGAUGAGGACACAGUCAAGAGAAAGAUGAGGCUAGCACAUGCCUAUCGCCGCAACAUGAUCCUCAACCCCCAGCCGUCAAGCAACAUACUGGAUGACUUUCCAAGGUUCAAGGAAGUCAAAGGCUUGGUUGAACAGGAUUUCACUCUGAUGUUUGGAGAGGAUGUAUCAGGAAAGCUUCUGGAGAGGUGGCCCACCACAUUCAAGAAGAAAGUUAUCCAGCAAUGCAGAAAGCUUCCCUCAAUCAGUGAGCUUGAAGAACUCCUGCAGGCAGCAGAUCCUCCGGAGGAUGUCAGCGAUGUGGACAUUGACUUUGGUUGGGACAGUGACCUGUCAUCGGUUUUGCUGCUGUCACACCUGAUUCCACCAUCUGCUCAGGGUCGGAAGAGACCAGGGAAGGUUUCAGCGUCUCAAGUCGAAAAGCAUCUUGUGGUCUUCAAGAAGACUGGAACAAACAUCCAAGAACAUCUUGAUGCAAUCACUACCAGCACUCAACCCUAUCUUCUGGCUGUUGGUGUAGUAGGUUGGAAAUGCUGCAUCCUAAGUUUUUAUUAAACAGACACCCCCUCUAUUUUUUGUUUAUAUUUGAACCUAUUUUAACACUUUUUGUACAAUCCUUUCAUUAUGGUAAUACACUACCACGUCAGUAGAUGGUGCUCUGGUGCUGCUGUGGAUUCACUAGGGAGACUUUAGCUACACGCUCUGCUCAUGCGCAGCUCAGAAAUAAACCAGCUCCAGCCUGAGCAAGACGCUAACUUUCGUCCUCUCCUUAUCAAUCCACAGGUACUGCAAAACUCGGUUCUCUAUCCUUGACUUUAGUCGGGAACUAAUGUGAAUGUUGUUGUAAGUGUAAGUGUACUGUUUAAAUAUGGUUUUGAGACGUCUAGUAAGUGUAAUGAGCUUCAUUGUUGAGCUAAGUGUUACGACGAGUUCGAGGCAUGCUAGUAGUUCCGUCCAUGAACUUCAGUAGUACAGUCAUGGCCAAAAGUUUUGAGAAUGACACAAUUAUUA
This is a messenger RNA of Notolabrus celidotus (New Zealand spotty), 1286 nucleotides long. RefSeq lists its product as uncharacterized. NCBI's taxonomy places the organism in Eukaryota, Metazoa, Chordata, Actinopteri, Labriformes, Labridae. The transcript is spliced from 5 exons. The coding region runs from base 27 to 830 and encodes 267 amino acids. The record is from RefSeq and is a predicted model, not a curated record.